Lichtheimia ornata is the source of this 684-nucleotide messenger RNA. RefSeq lists its product as uncharacterized. The transcript has 3 exons. Lineage: Eukaryota; Fungi; Mucoromycota; Mucoromycetes; Mucorales; Lichtheimiaceae. The record is from RefSeq and is a predicted model, not a curated record. Bases 1 to 684 code for a protein of 227 amino acids.
AUGAACAAGGAUGCUCUCAUCAAGUAUGGCGUGCAACAAGUCUUAGCACCUUACCGCCCAAAAGCUCCAGGAUCCGAGCUGCAGAAACAGACCGUUAUUGAAAUGGAGGCAUCGCAACAAAAAAAGAGAUACUUUUGGCAACGUAAACCUGAUCCCUUGGACUACCUCACACCACACGAGAGAGCCGUGCUGAAGAAGGUCAAGAAACAGGCGCGUUGGCUUGACAAGGGCAUUGGCUGCUGUUGCUGUCAAGUGGGUGUGGAUCCCAUUAUUGGAGAAGGAAUACAAGUAUUAACGUUGGUUACAGUGAUUGGAGAUUUUGCUGGGAUGUUGCUUGCAUUAUACCUCGUGCAAAUAGCCAUGCAAGUUGACCUGCCACAGCCCGUGGUCUCUCAGAUGAUGACAAAUGUUGUAUUGGAUUUUUUGGUUGGAUUGGUUCCUAUCGUGGGUGAUUUGAUGGAUAUCGCUUUCAAAUGCAACACUCGGAAUGCUGUUUUGCUGGAGAAUCACUUGUACAAACGUAUACAGCAACGACAACAGGAACAACGACGACAACAACAUGAUCCCAAUGAGCCAUCCUCAUCAGCUACAACCACAUCUCCUCCAACUGAACCUUUAUUACAAGCCUCAACAUCCAAUACUACACCCGCUAAACCAUCGACAUCCGUUUCAGGGAAAAAGUGA